UGUGUCUCUGUGUGUGUCUGUGGUAGUUGAACUCUUCCUGGUUCACUGUUGUGCUGUUGUUUUCUCUCUCUUCACUUUGACUCGCUUGUGUUUUUAGUUCUUCUUCUUCGGUUCAGAAGGAGCUGCUGAGUCAUCAUGCUGAUAAACGAAUCGCUGGAGGUUUAAAUCAACAGUUUAGCGUUUGUUGAGCAGCAGCGAGUCGUCGGUCAGUUAGCUAAGUGCUAGCUGUAGCCGUCCCGUCAGUAACAGGCAUGUUCGCGUCCUGCUGUAACUGGCUGUGCAUGGACACAGCUGACGAAGCGCAGCCAGGUGAAGGUGAGCGACGUCCUCAGUCCUACACCAACUCAGCCUUCAGCAGUCAGCCGUCUCCUCCUCCACCUGAACACACCUGUAAGGCCUGCGGGGGGAGCUUCGACACACCUGCCAAGAAGCAUGUGUGUGUGGACUGUAAGAAGAACUACUGCAGCCGCUGCUCCGCCCAGCAUGAGCCCCGCCCCCGCCUCUGUCACACCUGCCAGCGUUUCUAUGGCAACCUGCUGGUGCGGGCGGAGCUUAUGAAGCUGAAAGUGAAGGAGCUCAGGGACUACCUGCACCUCCACGAGGUCUCCACCCACCUGUGCAGAGAGAAGGAGGAGCUGGUGGAGCUCGUCCUGGGUCAGCAGUCGACACCAUCCAGUGACUUUGCUCCCGAGUCCCCGAUCACCGAGCCCCCUGAACCCACCCCUGACAUCUCCACCUUGACUCCUGACUCCACGACGCCGACACCUGAGCCCCCCGCCGCCCAGCCCGAGGCCCCGGCCCCGGCCCCGCCCACAGACCCCUCCCCCGCUGAGCCCGACGCUGAGGACGAAGAUCAGGCCUGGGACCCGGAGGAAGCCCCGGUUUCGGGUCGCAGGGCCUCGCUGUCCGACCUGAGCUGUUUGGAGGACGUUGAGGCGCUGAGCGUCCGACAGCUGAAGGAAAUCCUCGCCAGGAACUUUGUGGACUACAAAGGCUGCUGUGAGAAGUGGGAGCUGAUGGAGAGAGUGAGGCGGCUGUACCAGGACCAGCAGAACCUGCUGGGUGAGUACCAGGACCAGCAGAACCUGCUGGCUGCCAACGCUGCCAACACUUCAGAAUCCGGCGGCGGCGGCGGUCCAGCACGUCUGGAGGAGAACCUCUGUAAGAUCUGCAUGGACUCUCCCAUCGACUGCGUCCUGCUGGAGUGCGGUCACAUGAUCACCUGCACCAAGUGCGGCAAGAGGAUGAGCGAGUGUCCCAUCUGCCGCCAGUACGUCGUCCGAGCCGUCCACGUCUUCCGGGCCUGAGCGCGCCGGCCCUGACCAGCAGCCAGGAUCGGCCAUCUUUGAAGCAAUAAACUGCAAACAAAUCCACGUGAGGGGACCUUUUACAAAGACAAUAAAUUAUUUUUAUUUUGUUGAUUCUAUUUUUCUAUUGUAAAUAAGAUGUGCGGUAUGUUCGUAUGAAGAAUAUAAGAAGUGACCUUAUCAGGCUGCAGAGGUGCUGUUUGAACACUGAAUGUACAGACCAGGCGGAUCACAUCUCUGAAUCUUGAACUUAAACCUUUAAACUCAGCAACUGAGAAUCCUCUGAAUUCACCUGCUGGUCACCACCUCCUGAAAACUGCUCGGUGUGAACACGAUCCAGCAGGGGGUCCUGAAGCCGAAAAGGUCUCAGACCCCGACGGGUGCGUAAAUCGACCAAAGAGAAAACACGGCUUUACCUCGUCAGACUGUUCUCCGUGUCGCCUUUAACUUUGAGGACGAGCACAGACUGUGUUCUUAUUACAGCCUUCAUACUUUGUUUACAGUCUGCAGUGAGUCUACACUGUAAAAACGCCACCCCACUCACCUGAGGCUGGGGGCGGAGCUCUGUCAACCACAGUGUCACCUUCAGACGUGCAGGUGAGCAUCCAGCAGUAGAAACAUGUUGACAGUUGAAUGUCCAGAUGAGUGGGCUUUGGCUCCUUAACAAAUAUAAAUAUUAUUUUUGGCAUUAAUUGUCCCCCAUACAACUGAUUAACAUCAGCCACCAGGGGGCAGCAGAUUGUUUGACUUUGUGCUAAGCUAGCUAACACCGUGUCUUACCUGCAUGCGACGCAAGCGAGCGUCUGUGACGGCGCAGAACAGUCGCACCUGGCGGCGAGUGAUACAGUGCAGCGCAUCAUUUUGCGUGCACGUCUUGUUUUCAUUGAUCUUUGUUGUUGGCUUUGAAGCCGCCUCUUGGACGAGGAACGGUUGGAGUGAAGUGAGUUACUGCUUCAGUACUUGUCAUUUUACUACAGAAACCUGAAUGAGGUGGCAGCUGGGUGGAGGGACGUCACGGGGAGCUCAGAGUUCCUGGUUUUCUGCUGCCAAUCAGAUGUCAUUUGUAGAUAUUUUGUGGUGAUGAGGUUCCUUGAGCGGUUACGAGUGCAGUCUGAUGUCCAGGCCACAGCAGACCUGCAUCACGACACAUUCGGUGUGAUGGCUGACGUGCAGUUCGCAUGCAGCUCGGACACGGUGGAAGCUAAACUGUACACUCAGGGCCGCUGCUUCCCACCAGCUCUGUUCCUCUCUUCUGUUCUGUAGAACGAGGAGGGUUUUAGAUUCUCACCAGGGUUUCAUGGUAGGUAAUUAAAAGCUGUGAUUUUCUUUCUUCUUUCUUUUGGCUGAUUGUAAAUACACCGUGUUUGCAUGGUGGCCAUUUUCCUCUGACAUCACGCUCAGAGGGGGGAGCUGAAAUGCUGGGAUGAUGAACUAAAAGAUUCCUGAUGGGACAGCAUUAAGCUCCCCCGGAAAAGCCAAGUAGUAACGCUUGCAAUAAUGACAAGGAAACCAGAAAAGGUAUGAAACGGUUGCUCAGAGUUUGUGUUCGUGUUGUUCAUAAGCACUUUUAAAGUUGCAGAAAAUGUGAUGUCAUAGUUUGAUUCCCGAAAUCCGAGGCCUGGAGCUGUUCAACGCAUUGGACAGAAAACAAAAGGAUUUCACGAGUACUGAAACGUUCCUUUGAAUCUGCAUGAGGUGUGCCGUAAAGCGCUGGGGCCCCAGGACGCCUCCGUGGGGGACUCCACGUCAUUAAAGACAACAAACAACAUGAUGGUCUUCGCGGCAGACUGUCCCUCUGUGUUAAAGUCUUUGGUUUGAAGUUGACGUGGUGUCUCGUUUUAACUCUUUGCACUAAUCUGUCGAUGCUGAACUGCUUUAGUUUUAGUGUUUUGGUCUAAGAAGAAGAGACGUGCAGGAGAGAUUUGUUGUCCUUUCUGUUUUUAGUGUGACGUUUUGUUUUCUGACAUCAUUAACAUUGAUUUUUGUUGUGGAUAUUUUUUUUGAAACCGAUUGUUCGAGGCAUUCUGACUUUGGGAUCACGUGUUUCAUCUGUAGUUUCUGCCUUUAAGUUGUUCAGCGUGAUCACAGUCAGUGAUGGUACUCUUACUGCACUUUGAUUUCUCUGCUACAAUAGAAGUGAAUAAUGUCAUAAUCACAGCACUGUGAGAGCAUUUUAUGAUCAAAUGUCGUCGAGACAGAAACAUCUUCAGGUAUCAGCUAGCAUCCCAAGCUUCCCUGCUGUGACACGAUUUGCACAGCAGGUUUCGGUUUUUCCUUGUCAGAUUUAACUUGAUCUGAAAGAUGAACGCUAACACUAAAGGGUUCUGCUUUAGCUCCUCGCUUUAAUCACAGUUCAGAUACUUUGUAACAUUCAUUAAACUUCACUGGAAUCUGCUAAAAUUAUAUAUUGUAAAAUUAAACAGAAAAAGAACUUUAGUUUUGUGAGUGAACUUUGCUGAAUAAUUUCUAAUAAAAGUGCUGUUCUUUC
This is a messenger RNA of Scatophagus argus, 3795 nucleotides long. RefSeq names its product ring finger and FYVE-like domain containing E3 ubiquitin protein ligase (gene rffl). Gene Ontology annotation, cellular component: cytoplasm; plasma membrane. Gene Ontology annotation, molecular function: ubiquitin protein ligase activity. Lineage: Eukaryota; Metazoa; Chordata; Actinopteri; Scatophagidae. The record is from RefSeq and is a predicted model, not a curated record. The transcript is spliced from 8 exons. The coding region runs from base 252 to 1307 and encodes 351 amino acids. Gene Ontology annotation, biological process: proteasome-mediated ubiquitin-dependent protein catabolic process; protein K48-linked ubiquitination; negative regulation of extrinsic apoptotic signaling pathway via death domain receptors.